AUGUCACGCGGAGGCAUACUUUUAUGCUUCCCCAUUAUUCUAUGCAUCGUUAUACGUCCAGCCUUAGCGCAGACAGACUCCGGGACUCCAGUCUACUUUGCACCUCCACCAGAGACAACACAGAUUAGCUCCUCAACGACUUAUAACUACUGUCUGACGGCUGCUUUAAGUACUUCGAGUCCUUUCUCCUCUCUUCCCAAUGCAAUCUCCAUCUCUACUGUUAGUGCUAGCCGCAGUGGCCUGGGUUAUUCUGGGUAUACACGCGUAUCGCUGAAUAAGACUGGCCUAGUGGCGCCGUCUACAACGCCAAACGAAACGACUACUGAUUCCUCCCCUUCACGCACGGAUGUCAUAAAAAUUACUGCUACUACAUCGCCAAAACCUCAUCUUUCUUCUUUACCCACUUUCAAACUCAUUUAUCUGGCACCCUUGUUUGCCAUUUUGGGUAUAUUUGCCGGAGCAACUGUAGCAGGUAUGAUGUACUCAAGAGUAGUUCGACGCUACCAGAGGAAACUUCAACCUGUACAGCCGUCUCACCUAGCGCCCGACCCUUUUCCGUACCGAUUCCCCCCUUCUCGUUCUCUACAAAUGGAGCUUGGCAGGAAGCAUACUUUACGCUCAAUGCAUUAUGAGUGGGUCGGUCCUUCGGAAGGCGACCAUACUGGAGAUGGACUUGACAAUAACAGGAGAAACAAAGCGGAGAGUGCUCAUGAAGAUAGUCCCGGAAUAAGGGCGCUUAAAGCAUUCAUUUCUGGUUCUGCGCCCCGCUGGUUUGUCGAUAACGAGGGGGACAGGGCUCCUCUGGUCUCGCCCUACCCCGAUCUUGCCCAAUCGUCCCACCUCGAUGCUAAGGGACCGCCUAUCGGUCCUAGCGGUGAUCUAGUAGCUCCAGGGAUUGACCCAAUAACGCCUUUAACGGUUGCUUCUAAUGCCAGCCUGGAUGACGAUGAGAGAAUUUAUGGCCACAAAACUCAUGGCAGCAUUCGGCGCAAAAUAGCUGAGCGACUUAGGAUGGGCUCAAGGAGGCUCAGGCACGGGGGUCGGGAAACUGAUGCUACUGAAGACGAACGGGGCUCUAGUGCCGAUCCUAAUGAGGGAACUGUGCUUCUCGGAGUCCCAAACCCAAAUGAGCUAAUCGACUCUGGUCCUAGCGCAAGUUCUGCUGGCGUCAGGAAGGUAUCUGGAUCUAAAACUAGAGCGGAGGGCACACAGGCCUUCCUGCGCUCUGCCCGUUCUCACCGGGAAACUGGUCGCGAUGAUUCAAGCUAUAUAGACUCUUCCCACUCGCCCGCAUCUCAUAGAAUCGUGCUCCCUUCUGAUCGCAUGGCUAUCUCUCCAUUAAACGUAUCACGCUCGGGUAGGUCACGAGUGGCCCCUGCUUCGAUCCCUAGAGAUCCGUCUAUUAAUGAGGCACCUAUCACACCGACGGCAUCUCGCUACAAAGCCCGUUCACGGCCUUUCGCAGAUUCCCCCGUGGCACUCUCAGCGGCUCAUCAUUCCCAUCCUAUUCCCGAUGCACCACAGCGAGUCAUUUCUCCACCUGCGCAUCCGGAGUUGUUCUUCGCUGACCCGAUUCUUGGACAUUAUCUUCCGUCACAUCAGGAACGUAGGAAGGCACGUCGUUCUCGCGCACCUCUGGCUCCUCCGAAUGAGGGACCAUCUCGUUCACGGCGUAUGAAUCCUGGUUUUCAGCGAUCACCAGCUCCAUCCCCUGAGGAAAACAGUCCAAACCCACCGUCCACUGCAUCCUCCUUUCUUCCACCAGCAAAGACAAAAGAGGUGUUAGGUCGUGUCAAUGCCGUAGUGAAGAACGCAUACGGACUCCGAGAAACUCCCCAAAUCAACGUCAAGAAUGCCUUUAGGGAACACCAGGAGUUUACUGAACCCAUAAAUCGUGAGAACCAAGAGGGAGGAGAGCCGUAG
This is a messenger RNA of Cantharellus anzutake, 1923 nucleotides long. RefSeq lists its product as uncharacterized. Bases 1 to 1923 code for a protein of 640 amino acids. The transcript is spliced from 2 exons. Lineage: Eukaryota; Fungi; Basidiomycota; Agaricomycetes; Cantharellales; Hydnaceae. The record is from RefSeq and is a predicted model, not a curated record.